AUGAAUAAUGAGUAUAAAGUUUAUCUGAAUAGUUAUGUCGUAUUGAGACAAGUUUCAGGCUUUCAGAAACUUAUACAAGUACUGAGUCCCACUGAUCUAUAUCGUGUUGGUAAGCUGUCAAUAAGGGGGUCUGAUAUACUGGGAAAACCAUAUUACACUACUUUAAGCUUAGAGGGAGACAACUGGGUUAUUGGGACAUCAUUGAAUAGUGGAGAACUGUUAGAUGAGAUAUUACGUGGUUAUGAUAAAAAUGAAAUGUCUAAUGAGACUCCUCCAACUAAAUGUGCUUGCCUAAACCCUCUAAUAAAUAAUAAUGAACAAUGUAACAAAGUAGAAGUCAUGACUGAUAGAGAUAGAAUUACUACUAUAGCUAAAUCAAGCUCUUCAUUUCAAAAUAAAACGAGGUUUUCACAAGAGAAAUAUAUCAAAAAGAUGCAACUUAGACAUACGAAACAACUUAUUUUAAUUCCCCCUACAUUAAUGGAUAUAACUGAAACAGCUAGUUGUCAACCAGCUAAUAAAUUAGACAAACUUGUUCCUAAUACACUUGGACCUAGAUGGAGUCAAAAUACAGUUAGAAUAGAGACUGUAGGUAAUAUUCUCACUCAUAGUAAUGUAUCCUGUGGAAAAAGAGUUAUUCUCUUUGAUAAUCUUAGUGGUGGUAUUGUUGGUGGUUCUAUUUACAGGCAACUAGCUAAUACAGGUUCAUUAUAUGAAAUUUCAAUGAAUCAGUUAACUUUCGAUACAAUAGAGGGUUACAAUUCUAGCAAAUUACCUUUAUAUUUUGAAGCUAUUACCAAAUAUUCAAAACCAAAGGAGCAUUAUUACAGUAUACCUUUUUCUGUACUAGAACAGUAUUAUAAAUAUAGGCUUAAUUUAAACUUAGAAAUUAAGGAUAACUUUGAACAUAAAUGGGUAGAAAUUAAAGAAGUAGAGCAUCGAAAGGAAAAUGAUAAUCGAGAUGAAAUUCUAAAGAAGAGACAGCAAAGAGUUAGAAAUCGUCUUAAUUUAUUAAAUGAUUUAUAUUUAUAUGGAGUUGAUGCUGUUGUGUUGGUUGUUGACUAUAUAAAACUUUUUGGAAGUAUUAAAGGUACAGAGAAACAAAUAAAACAAAAAAUUCAAACUGAAAAAUUUUUUUCUGAAACAAUAUCUGAAGAUGACAAACCUAUACAAGAAGAUAAGAAUAAUUCUUCGAACUCCAAAUAUAAUAUACUUACAUCUCUUGUUAAAGUUUCCCAGAAAUAUUUGAAACCUGGUGGACAGAUUGUCUUGUUUACUCCCCACAUCACAACUGAAUUACUACAAUUACAUCAAGACUUGAUAUUAUCAUCAAGAGAUAAUAGUGGGGAAUUUCACUGCUUCGUAGGUGUUAAGAUGGAAGAAACAUUUAUUCGUGAACAUCAGAUAUUAUCUCAAAGAAGUCAUCCUGCUAUGGAUGCUAACUUAGCUAUAUUCUCUGGGAUUCUACUAUCUGCAAUACAUGUUCUAUAA
Cryptosporidium muris RN66 is the source of this 1491-nucleotide messenger RNA. RefSeq lists its product as uncharacterized. Gene Ontology annotation, biological process: tRNA methylation. The coding region runs from base 1 to 1491 and encodes 496 amino acids. The record is from RefSeq and is a predicted model, not a curated record. The transcript has a single exon. Lineage: Eukaryota; Apicomplexa; Conoidasida; Eucoccidiorida; Cryptosporidiidae. Gene Ontology annotation, cellular component: nucleus; tRNA (m1A) methyltransferase complex.